ACUAAAUAAGCUUAAAUCUUAGUCCUUAAUUUUUCUAAUACCACUUUCAUCAGUUCUUAUAAAGCCAAGCUCUUGUUUCUUUCUCCUCUCCGGCGAAUUAAAAUACACUACAGAGCUGCUGUGUAGCAUUGAAAAGAGCAAAUCCUACUUUGAAAUUGUAGGUUAACUGGUUCUCAGUUUCUUCUGCCACUCAACCGCCGGCUCCGUGUCGGCCAAAUUCACCGGCUAAGGUAGCUGGUCGGCGCACUACGAGUAAAGGAAAUGAACAAUGAAGAAAAACGAUUUAACCGAGAAGAAGAAGAUGAGGAUGAGGAAAGUGGGAGAGGUCGAGAAGCAUGGGAAAGAACUUAUGCAGAUGAAAGAUCAUGGGAGUCUUUGCAGGAGGAUGAAUCUGGUCUCCUUCGUCCAAUUGACAACAAAACUCUAUCCCAUGCUCAGUAUCGACGACGUCUCCGCACUGCAACCGCUGCACGAGUUCAGAAGGGCCUGAUUCGCUACCUUUACAUUAUCAUUGAUUUCUCCAGGGCAGCUGCAGAAAUGGAUUAUAAGCCAAGCCGAAUGGUUGUAGUUGCUAAGCAAGUGGAGGCUUUUGUAAGAGAAUUUUUUGAUCAGAAUCCCCUCAGUCAGAUUGGCUUGGUGAUCUUGAAAGAUGGAGUAGCUCAGUGUUUAACAGAUCUUGGUGGCAGUCCGGAGGCUCAUAUCAAAGCAUUGAUGGGUAAAUUGGGGACCUCAGGUGAUGCAUCCCUUCAGAAUGGCCUAGAUCUUGUGUGUGACCUCCUAAACCAGAUCCCAUCAUAUGGUCAUCGUGAAGUCCUUAUCUUGUAUUCUGCUCUUAGCACAUGUGAUCCGGGGGAUAUACUCGAAACCAUCCAGAAAUGUAAAGCGUCUAAGAUAAGGUGCUCAGUAAUUGGUCUCUCUGCCGAACUCUAUAUAUGCAAGCAUCUCUGCCAAGAGACUGGUGGAAUGUAUUAUGUUGCGUUGGAUGAGCCCCAUUUAAAAGAGUUGGUAUUAGAGCAUGCUCCACCUCCUCCAGCGAUUGCAGAGUUUGCUGUUGCAAAUUUGAUCAAGAUGGGAUUCCCCCAAAGAGCAGCAGAGGGUGUCAUUUCAAUUUGUUCAUGUCAUAAAGAGGCUAAGGUUGGUGGUGGAUACACUUGUCCGAGAUGC
Nicotiana tabacum (common tobacco) is the source of this 1164-nucleotide messenger RNA. The record is from RefSeq and is a predicted model, not a curated record. Lineage: Eukaryota; Viridiplantae; Streptophyta; Magnoliopsida; Solanales; Solanaceae.